Messenger RNA from Dermacentor silvarum, 642 nucleotides. RefSeq lists its product as uncharacterized. The transcript has 5 exons. Bases 10 to 555 code for a protein of 181 amino acids. NCBI's taxonomy places the organism in Eukaryota, Metazoa, Arthropoda, Arachnida, Ixodida, Ixodidae. Gene Ontology annotation, molecular function: amine binding. The record is from RefSeq and is a predicted model, not a curated record. Gene Ontology annotation, biological process: symbiont-mediated perturbation of host defenses.
CUUCUCCAAAUGUUGGACACUACUGACAGAAUUUGGAUUUAUUUAUCCACUGACACAGCCACAAGGAAUGGUGGAGAAGUUACAUGUGAUUACUAUAAACCUUCCCAACUGAGACCAAAGAAGCAUGAUACAUACGACGAAUACAAUUUCGAAUUUUUGUACGAGUAUGUUACUGGCGAGACAACAUAUCAAUUACGAUAUUCUGGAAGAGUGAAAAGAGAAAAUAGAAAGGAAGUCAUGGAACUCAAGGCUGAAGGUGGUGGAGAUAAAAAUGAAAUGAAGAGAGAGCUUGAACACUGGGAUGAUGAGCAGAAAUGCGGAAUUCUCUCUUUCACAACAGAAGCAGGGAAAAAGGAGUACGAACUCCACGUCUGGGAAGAAAGACUAAGGUAUGAAUACGAAAGAACGAGUAGUUACACAGGCUGCCAAGAAGCACUGAAGAAGUUCUGCAAUAAAAACAGACACCAGCGCUUCGGGAGAACCUGCAAGAAUAUAGGUCUCACCAAUCGCAGUGCUCCUCAUGUCUACCAAGGGCCAGUAAAUAACAAAAGAUAAAUGAUAAAAUGCAAGGCUUUCAUUAUCUUAAGGCAACUCGUUACAAAUAUGUUGUAUUGUUCUCAAAAUAAAUUCUGGCUCUUGAGU